Molecule: messenger RNA, 482 nt
Organism: Plectropomus leopardus (leopard coralgrouper)
Lineage: Eukaryota; Metazoa; Chordata; Actinopteri; Perciformes; Serranidae
Source: RefSeq, a predicted model, not a curated record
ACUGUCACAACCUGAGUGAAGAGCUUCAUCAACAGUCUGUCCGUGAAAAAUACACCUAAACACGGAUAUAAAACCCUGACAGCUGAAAGAUGUGGAAGUCAGUCGCGGGCCACAAUGUGAGCGUGCAGGUGGCUGCAGAGGGGGACGACUGGGAGACGGACCCUGACUUUGAGAAUGACGUAUCAGAGCAGGAGCAGAGGUGGGGAGCGAAGACCAUCGAGGGUUCAGGACGUAAAGAACACAUCAGUGUUGCAGAGCUCAGAAGCAAAGUCGUUGGGGAGCACGAGCAGGUGAAGCAGAAGGAGCAGAUUCCCAAAGCCUCAUACGGAUACGGAGGGAAGUUUGGAGUCGAAAAGGACCGAAUGGACAAGGUGGCUUUGGGACACGACUAUGUCGCACAAGUUGAGCAGCACUCCUCCCAGAAAGAUGCGGCAAAAGGCUUCGGUGGGAAAUUCGGUGUUCAGAAAGACCGAGUCGACAAG